Oncorhynchus keta (chum salmon) is the source of this 1799-nucleotide messenger RNA. RefSeq names its product low density lipoprotein receptor adapter protein 1-A-like. The record is from RefSeq and is a predicted model, not a curated record. NCBI's taxonomy places the organism in Eukaryota, Metazoa, Chordata, Actinopteri, Salmoniformes, Salmonidae. Gene Ontology annotation, cellular component: early endosome. The transcript has 9 exons. Bases 165 to 1088 code for a protein of 307 amino acids.
UGACGUAUGUGACCGUGGGGAUCCCCGUUCGGUUGAUUGGCGGAUAUAGCCCCGUCCACCGGGUCCUAUUUCAACUCAUUCCAAACACUCGAAGUCAACUACAGUCUUUUGAGCUCUGCGGUCUACAAACACCUUUGUCAAGUUGUCUUGUCCUAAAGUCGGUGAUGGAUGCCUUACGGUCGGCUGGAAGAGCGAUCAUCCGAAGUCCAAGCAUCGCGAAACGGUCUUGGAAUUCCGGCAAACAUAAAAAACUUCCUGAGAACUGGACCGACACGAGGGAGACUGUUGUGGAGGGAAUGACCUUUAACCUCCGCCACCUAGGCAUGACCGUGGUGGACCAGGCCAAAGGAGAGGACCUAUCAGCAGCUGCUGUCAAGAGGAUCGUUGCCAUGGCCAAAGCGGGAGGUAAGAAGCCUCCGAAGGUUUCUCUGAAGGUUUCUCCUCAGGGUAUAAUGCUCUACGAUAGUCUGACCAACCAGCUGCUAGACAACAUCUCCAUAUACAGGAUAUCCUACUGCACGGCGGACAAGCUGCACGACAAGGUGUUUGCCUACAUUUCCCAGAACACCCUUAACGGAACACUGGAGUGCCACGCCUACCUCUGCUCCAAGAGGAAAGUGGCCCAGGCAGUGACUCUGACUGUAGCACAGGCCUUUAAAGUGGCCUUUGAGUUCUGGCAAGUUGCCAAAGAAGAGAAAGAGAACAGGGUGAAGUCCGGCUCGGCUGGAGAAGCAUCCGGCAGCUCCCAGUUAGAAGGAUCCAACAGCCUGGCUAGUCUGAAAGAAGAUGUUGCCACGGGUAACCUACUGGACCUGGAGGAACGGACUCAUGUUGCCGUGGUUCUGGAAACCAAUGGCAACGAGGAGUUCCAGGUGGACGACCAGACCGCUCCAGAGGAUAACAACAACACUGUCUGGGAAAUUGAGGAAGACUUGGAUGAGGCUUUUUCUAGACUGGCAGUGUCCCGUACUAACCCCCAGGUCCUGGAUGUUGGGGUGACCCCCCAGGAUUGGCUUACAGAACCUGACCGGGCCAAUGGGAACACAUCGAACACCACCAAUGGAGAUGACUUCUCCUUUGUCUUCUGAUUGGCUACCGGAGGGAGACCUUUCGGCUCUUUGGCCCAAUCCCAAAUCAAACCCCUAGGCCCUACGCUGGAGCUACACCAUACCAUAUUUGUUUACUCCUCUCAGGUCUGCACAAGUGCAUAGGUCAAUUUGAGAUGGGGGCCCAUAGAGUUGGCUUUGGCUCCAUUCCAAACCGAUCCCUUGCCUCUGUCCUUAUUCCCUAGUUGACUCCCUCCCCCCUUAUAGAUCUGAAAGGUAGGUUGAGAGCUUUUGGUUGAACUUCUGUCAAUACUUUUUUUUUUUUUCAAGUUUCAACCAAGUUUUUAUAGAUCUACACGGGGCCGCCAGGAAGAACCUAUGGGUAGAGGCUAGGGACUUGAACCAGGGCCUGCCCCCCCCACCACAGCAGUAUGCAGUACUCUUUGUGAUCACAGCAGUAUGCAGUACUCUUUGGGACCACAGCAGUAUGCAGUAGUCUUUGGGACCACAGCAGUAUGCAGUAGUCUUUGUGACCACAGCAGUAUGCAGUACUUUUUGUGACCACAGCAGUAUGCAGUACUCUUUGGGACCACGGCAGUACUCUUUGGGACCACAGCAGUAUGCAGUACUUUUUGUGACCACGGCAGUAUGCAGUACUCUUUGGGACCACGGCAGUAUGCAGUACUCUUUGGGACCACGGAGUAUGCAGUACUCUUUGGGACCACGGCAGUAUGCAGUACUCUUUGGGACCAC